Anneissia japonica is the source of this 4818-nucleotide messenger RNA. Its product is annotated as heparan sulfate glucosamine 3-O-sulfotransferase 5-like. Gene Ontology annotation, molecular function: [heparan sulfate]-glucosamine 3-sulfotransferase activity. NCBI's taxonomy places the organism in Eukaryota, Metazoa, Echinodermata, Crinoidea, Comatulida, Comatulidae. Bases 395 to 1534 code for a protein of 379 amino acids. The record is from RefSeq and is a predicted model, not a curated record. The transcript is spliced from 2 exons.
UGCAAGUUCGUCAUUUUUGCGAAGUAGUCUAGACUGUAAAUGUUACCGCUCACAAAAAUAUUCACUCAAGUUCAAAAUAAUAUAGGAAGUGAAUUGUAAGCAAGAGGAAGUACUGAUGGUAGUUGUCAUGUCUGCCGAUCAUUAGACAUGCGCUUGAAUUUGAUAGUUCAGUAUUUUGAUGUCUGAUGUGAUAUAACAUGUUCUGACACUUUUAAAGAAGAUCAAUAAUGAAUGAGAUGCAUUUUGAAAGGAUUCACCUUUGAUCGUUGUACUGUAACAUUGUACAACUGUUACAAUAAAAAAAAUCUAUUCAAGAACAUGGAAAGACUUUGAAAUCAAUUGCUAUUGUGAGGCAAAUUUUGGGUGUUGUACAUUCACAGUACAAACCACGAACAUGGCACUUCCAAGAGCGAGAUUUAUAUUUGUUUUUGUGGUAACUGUCGUAUUGCUAUACAUGAUAUUAGUAUACUAUGAUCAGCCUGUUUCAAAUAUACAGUACGGAGUGCAAGUUGAGCAAGGUGAAGAUGGUGUUGUAUGCCGCGAUUGUAAUAAAUAUUGCUAUACCUCGCCGUAUGGUAAGAAAAUGGUACCACUCGAUGGGGAUAAAUUGCGCCAAAUUGGAUGUGAACAGCGAUUACCGCAAGCUUUAAUAAUAGGAGUGAAAAAAUCUGGAACAACUGCCCUCAAGCAUUUCGUCAGUUUUCAUCCACAAAUAGCAUCACCGGUUGAUGAGGUCCAUUUCUUUGAUAAUCGUUAUUUUAUGGGAAUGGAUUGGUAUAUAUCCCAAAUGCCAUAUGCUUUAAAGAAUCAGACAGUGCUAGAAAAAACGCCUCGAUAUUUUGUGUGGGCAGAUGCUCCCGACAGAGUCAGGAAAGAUCUAGCCUCGGAUGUCCGCAUGAUUGUUGUAUUACGUGACCCAAUUGGUCGCGCUGUGUCCGACUUUGUACACAUACAGUUUAAACGUCAUUUACAGGAGGUUGCUGAUAACGGCGGAAAACCAGUCAAACAAGUUGUUCUACCAUUGACACCAGAGUUAAAAAAAAAGCGAGAAAAACAAAAGAUAUCUGAUGAACGUAAUAAUAAAGCCAUUGGAAGCUCAAUGUAUGAAGUCACAGAAUCCUUUGAAGAUUCUGUGAUAGAUGCCGACGGCAACGUGAAAGGCGAAAAUAGUUUAAUCGAUACAGGUAUAUAUGUAAAGUAUUUAAGACGCUGGUAUGAGAAAUUUCCAAGAGAUCAAAUACUUGUUAUGGAUGGAAUUGAUUUGAUUAAAAAUCCAUGCAAAGCUAUGAAGUCUGUAGAGGAUUUUCUAGGUCUACAGCCACAUUUUACCGAAAAACAUUUUUAUUUUGACCCAGUGAAACACUUCUAUUGUUUAGCUCUUCCAGUUAAGGCGUGUAUGAGUGCAUCAAAAGGUCGUACACACCCUGAAGUGUCACAAGAGGUUACUGACAAAUUACGGAAUUUCUACAAACCAUUUGAUAGGGAGCUUGAAGAGCUAACAGGUCAAAGGUUUUCAUGGGUAGAAAGAGAUUAAUUAUCAUUUUCAAUAUUUUAAUAGUAUCUAUAAAGAAACUAUGAAUUAUGAUAUAAUAACAUAAUUUUUGUACAAAUAUUUUGAGAAAAACAUUAAUACUCAAACACAAUCAAUUAUCAAUCUAUUUAAUUUGCAUCAGCACAUUUCUAAAUACUGUAUGCAAAUUUGGAAGACUCAUUAUAGCUAGCUUGACAGUACUGUGCUGGCUUGUAUGACACUGCUUAAUUAUCAUUCAUCUUCUAAACAACUUUCAAACAUUAGAAUUUAUGGGAUGACUACUACUGUUUUUUUUUUGCACUACAACUGAGUUGAAUUUCAUAUCCAUGAAUCUACCUGUCAAAAUUUAAUUGACAAUGUAAUCUUGAGAAAACUUUUUAUUGGUAAAGUCCAAGAAUGUUCCUUUGGUUGGGUUUAGAGACUAUGUUCUUCUCAAAAUUCAUCUAUCUGUAAAUAUUUUUUUCAAUUUAGAGUAGGAAAAAAUAUAAGAUUGUUUAAAAAAAAAAUAUAACAUAUAUGUAUUACAGAAAGAGUUACAGUAAUUGUUUAUCAGAAAGCUUCAUUCCUUAUAUUUUUACACGGUCUUUAGGAAAAUGGGAGCUGCAGUCUAUUUCCCCAAAUGUGUUUAGGUCGCACAAAGAGAUUUUAGGCCUACAGUAGGCUAUAGGAAAAGCUCUAAAAUUGUCACAUACCUCAAAUUCACAUGCUAAAAUUAUUUUGCGAGCCUAGAAAUAUCAAAAAUAGGCUAUUUAUUUCAACAUCCAUCAUUGUAAAAAACCACCGAUUUUAGAAUCAAUAGUACAAAUUUAGGUAAAAAUAUAUUUUUGAUGCAUUUCUGUAUUAUUAUUUUGAAGCCCAUUUUAUUGGUCAAAUCCUAUCACAAAUUGUGCUUGAAUCAUGAAGCAAUACUGUUUUAAUUUUACAUGUUUAUUUUGUAUGCUUUGGAAAUUAGUUUAAUAUAGUAUAUUGUCUUUUGUAAUCUUUGUAUGUAUGCCAAAACUAAUUACAGUAAAACAUCCAUUUUACGUACCUCUUGGUACCAAAAGGUGUGUAUAAAUUGAAGAAUUUGUUAACUAGAUGGGUCUCAGUUUCCAAUACCUAGGUCUAGCUAUCCCCUGCCAUUGAGCGCCGAUGGGCUGACGGCGGCCAGGCCUAGCACAAACCGACAAUGCAACAGCGUGGACUACCGCGCUAGAGCCUAGCUAAAUUUACUUCGAUAAAAACGGAAAAUUAUUUUAAUUGCUGGCAUUCUUCCACUUAACAAAAUAUUAUUUUUAAUCUGUAUUUCUUAUGGACCUUUCUUUCGUGUUCUUUCUAGUUGUUAGAUCGCUGAAUAGUGUUGUUUACAUGCAUUUUGCGAUCAUAUCUAGCAUUUACGAUGUCAAUAAAUUGCUGACCCCAACACUCUUGUUCGUCGUCGUAAACAUGUACGCUUAAUUACGUUGAUAGUUUGUUGUUCUGGUUAGGUUUAUUACAUUAACAUAGUGAUCAUUAUACCAGAAAUGGAAGUAAAGAUUGAAAUAUUAAUAAAUAAAUAAAACAAACUUGAUUUUAUUAAGAAAAAUUUACAUUAUCCCUUUGUAAAACGUGCGCAGUCAGACUUUUUUUACCGCAAUAGUUGGUCGAUGAUGACGUCAUUGGCAAAGACCAUUCGUAAAAUUCACUAUUCGUAAAAUGGACGUUUUACUGUAUUAAGGGACAUUAUAUUAGUUAUAAUGAUGUCCCCUCAUGGGUUCUACUGUACUGUAUAUCAAAGUUGGUAAUUUGUUCAAUUCUCUGAUUAUAAAUCAGUAAGACUAAAUUCAUCAAAGAUGUGGCAAAUAGAAAUAGGCUUUCCUCCUGGCCCCAACCAAGGGCACUAGGCAGCCCAGGCCUCCAGUCAAAGUGCACUACAUUGCUUUGCUCCCAUCUCUCUGACUUCUGUUUUCCACCUUCAGGGAAAUCUUUACACCAGCACUCCAGAGAGCAUAGUUUUUUUUAGCAAUAAUCACCAGCUCUUCCAAAUGCAAGUCUGCUCACUGUGCCCAUGUACUUUUAGGAAGUUAAGAAAAAGAAGGUACUGGUAAUCAAAGAUCUGUUUUUUUUUUUCUCUAAUUAGUAAUUCAUAUGUAAAGAUAUAUUUUGAAGUAUUAAAUAAAUAAUUUUGAAUAAGAAAUACUGUAGCUUGAAAAUCAAGCUUGCAGAAUUUUUAUGAUAAUUGUUUAAUUUUAUAGCAUAUGUUUUUUUUUUUCAUGCUUUUACUAGAUUUGUAUGAGAUAAUUUGUGUAUGUCAAUAAUUUUGAGUAUGUGAAAUAUUAUUGAUAUUAUAAAUGCAUGCCAUGUACAGUAGAUAGUUCAGAAAAGAACUGUUAGUUUUUGUUGAGUGUCUCAAAGUUUUGAUUGAGGUAUUCUCCAGAUGACAGUAUAAAGUUUUUUCUCGUUCAUAUUUUUAAUUUUAAGGUAAUAACUUGCUUAAAUACACCAACUAAGCAAUUUUUUAUUUUUUGGCGCAUGAUAAACGGUAUGUAAAAUAGAGCAUCAUUUCCAUACUUUAAUUGGUGAGAUUAGUCACUGCUGAAUAGGAAUGACAUGACAUUUUAUUUGUAAAAAAUUUUUGAUUUAUUUUGAAUACCAAACUGGUGCUUACGCUGUGCAAGGAUUAUUCCUGUCUUUCAUUUUAUGUUGCUAAAUUUACUGUUUAUGUUUUGUGUAUUUUUUAUAAGUAAAUAGCUUCUUGUCUUUAUAUAUAGUUAUGACUAAAAUGUUUUUGUCUUGAGCCCGUCCCAAUGUUAAUGGUUUGAUAAGAAAAAUUCUUAUGAUUUAUUGCCUUGAGAGUUAAUGAGCUUAAUAUUAAAUUCAUCCUAUAACUGCAGUAAUGUACAGUUAAUCCCUUAAGGUCAGUCAUCAUAUCCAGUCAAAGAGGAAAUAUGGCUAGAAUACAUUUAUAUUGGACUGCUUUAUACUAAGUACUUAGAGUGCUGUUCUGUAUGUUUGUUUUUUAGUAUAAUAUUAGUGAACAGUGAUAGAGUUACACUUGUUGAGCACAUAAUCAUUAUAAAAUCAUCCAUUGUUUGGCAUCAGAAAAUAUAUAAAAGUAGUACUUUCAAGAUAUAUACACAAAUGUUAGGUGUUAUUGAUAAAAAUUAAAAUUAUAUCUAAUAUGAUUAUUGUUACGAUGUGAUACCACUGUAGUUCACAGUACUACCCAAUAGUUUGAUGUGCUUUAAACCGAUUUAUUUUUUGUAAUAUUUGGAAAUUAACUGCUCCAAUGUUUAACAAUAAAAACCUGUAUUGGAUCACUACACAUA